UCUCCGCAGUUUCCGUCUUUGACUCCAGAGAUGGAAGACGGAGAAUAUAGUAGCUGGUCAGAGCUUCCGACUGAACUAACGUCAUCCAUCUUGCAAAGGCUCGGCGCGAUUGAAGUAUUGGAAAACGCUCAGAAAGUGUGUACGUCAUGGCGUCGCGUCUCUAAAGACCCUGCUAUGUGGCGGAAGAUUGUCAUGCAUAACGUAGAAGACUUGGGGUACAACCUCGACAUCAUGUACCGUCACGCAGUUGAUCGUAGCCAGGGAGGCUUGGUUGAGAUUGAAAUUUGGGAUUUCGGCACUGACUCUCUAGUCAACUACAUCGCUUAUAGUUCAGGAAAUCUGAGAAGCCUUAAACUUGUAAAAUGCUAUCUAGUAACGGACGAGGGACUUACCGAAGCACUUGUGAAGCUUCCAUUGUUUGAAGAACUCGAGGUUUCAUACGGCUCAUUGUCAGGAGAAUCUCUGAAAUCUGUAGCCCAGUCUUGUCCUAAUCUGAAGACAUUGAAGCUAAACCACAAGGGAAUUAAGUUUUUAUAUCCUAGACUCAUUAGUGACGAUGAUGCUCUAGCUAUCGCUGCAACAAUGAAUGGACUUCGUCACCUCCAGCUUUUUGGAAACAAUUUAACAGACGACGGUUUAAAUGCCAUUCUUGAUAAUUGUCCUAACCUGGAACAUCUUGAUUUACUUCAGUGUUUUAACGUUAACAUUGUGGGCGAUCUGGAGAACAGGUGUUCCGAGAGUAUCAAAGUUUUGAGACGAUCUAAUGACUCUAUUCAUGAUUACCCAUAUGAUGCAUCGGUUAUCGAAAUGUAUUCGUUUGAGUAUGAAUUCCCUGAUGAUGUCGACCAGCCAGAUGUUGAAAUCCUUGACUUUCCAGAAUUUGACCUUACUGACGACUUGCAGUCCUUUCUUUACAGUGGCCUGUAUGAUGAACGAUAA
Messenger RNA from Brassica oleracea var. oleracea, 939 nucleotides. RefSeq names its product F-box protein SKIP19-like. The record is from RefSeq and is a predicted model, not a curated record. Lineage: Eukaryota; Viridiplantae; Streptophyta; Magnoliopsida; Brassicales; Brassicaceae. The transcript is spliced from 4 exons. Bases 31 to 939 code for a protein of 302 amino acids. Gene Ontology annotation, molecular function: protein binding.